Linum trigynum is the source of this 3377-nucleotide messenger RNA. Lineage: Eukaryota; Viridiplantae; Streptophyta; Magnoliopsida; Malpighiales; Linaceae. The record is from the annotation of a GenBank genome assembly.
UCAUGACGAUCAAAGAUUAAUUUUUGAUGAAUGAUUUCUUUUAUGUUAACAAAACAAAAUCAUAAUCAACGACUGUAUGGCAAUCGAUAUCAAUGCAUGGUCGAUACUAAGGGUGGGCACAUGGUGUGGUUAAUCCGCGGAUUGAUAUCGAUCCACCCGUAAAUAACCCGACCCGCACGAAAUGGAUGGGUUGCUGAUUGGUAAAUCUCUCACCCGCACUUAUGUGGGGUGGAUGGUGAGUGGAUUGCGGGUCACCCAUAUGACCCACAUCCUAUUUUUACAUGAAAAAUGUUUCUUAUAGUAUCGAAUAUUCAUCAUAUGACCCACCGUUAGUCGAUACCCAUCUUUAAGAAAUAGUCAAUUACCAACUUCGCAAGUGUCAACCCAUAUGCUUAGAUGUAAUGUAAAUAACUAGGCAAAGUGGGUCUCAUACGUCUCCUUGACACAAGUGGGAUUUUUGCAUAUGCAUGUGUUUAUCGAUUGGGUUUUUCUCCAACGAAAUAUAUUUAUUAAUAUUAUAUUUAUUGCAUUACAUAGGGAAGUUCUUAGGGACAGCCAUGGAGGAGUGUCAGUCUGAAGCUCAGCUGUUUUUCCAUCAGAAACCCACUGUCACCCCAACCCACCACCGCGUAGAGAUAGAGAAAGACAGGCGUUUUGUUCAUAAUCAUAAUAAUAAUAAUAAUAAUAAUAAUAAUCUAGAUCAAUAAUGAAUAAUACUUUGAUGGUGUUAGUUAAUUAUUCUAUUGCUUCAGCUAGAUAUUGCGAUGGUUGGUUGGUGACGGCGGCGAGUAUGGGCCGAAGACGAAGAGGCUUGCCUGGCAAGUGCGGUGGCGUUUGCGUUUCGGUUUUGGUCGCAAAACCCAACAGCUUGUUUACAGCUCAGCAAGCUGGUCCUCGAAUCAAAGUGCCUAUGGCUGCUGAGCUGGCCGCUGCCAAACAACGACGAAAAGUUAAAAAAAACGAGGACCAAGGAACGAACGAACGAACGAACUCGGCGGCAGACAGCGGCGUUGAACGACGGAAAAGAAUUUUUGGACUUUUCCCCCCACCGGAUCCAUCGCUUUCCGGGCUCUGUUUCUGUUCAAAUCCAAACCAAGUUAGCGUGUUAAAGCAAAGAAGCACCGUCGCUUUUCCUUCACGUUUCCUCCUUCAUGGGCUGGGUGGGUGGUGGGCUGUCAAUGGGCUAGUGGGUGGGCUUGGUUCAGAUAUUCCUUUCGUUUUCCGGAAAGGAAAAGGCCCGGCCCAAGGAGGUUGGUCGCGAUCGGUUUGCAGUAUUGUUCCUCCUCACUUGUAUGCCAUUGAUUUGAAUAGUUUAGGAACGAAAGAUGAAGGAAAAGAAACAAGUAUGGGCUAAGUGAGUGGACUGUCAAUGGGCUAGCGCGUGGGCUUGGCUCAGAUAUUUCCCGAAAGGAAAAGGCCCACCUAUGAGAAAAAGGAAAAGGCCCGCUCGCGGUAUAUGUGUGUAUAUAGAGAGAGGGAGAGCGGAGUGUGGCACGCCAGCCGUUCACGCUGCGCAGAAAACAACGGCGGAAAGUUACCGGAGAAGGAGAGGCAAAAGAUGACCGAACCUGAUUCACCCGAAAUACAAAAGACUGAAGAGCCGGCGCCAUCGUCGUCGUCGCAUAAUCUGGCGCAGUUGGUAUCUGCCGUCGAAAACCUACCGGGCCUGGAAGCAACUGGAAAGGAGGCGGGUGCGGGUGAUCCGCCCGCCCCGUCAUCGUCUCGUCGUCGCCCGGUGGUGAAAUCCAAUUACAAGUAUCCCGAAGUUGGAGGAUACAUUGAUGAUUUCGAUUUUAAAGAAGACCCUCCUGAAGUUUUUGAAAAGAUGAGAUGGGAUACUGCCAUUGUUGCGAACGAAGCUCUCGUAUACUACAACUCGAAGGAGGGUACAAACUACGUCCUCCGGAAUCCCUUGCACAGCUGGUGUACUCUCUUUCCUGGCCAACUUCUCAUCCACGCCAACUUCAAAGCCAAGAACAUCGUCGACCUGAGUGGGCAAAACAACCCUCCCAGUGAGCUCUUCUUCUCUGAGACUGUCAGAUUCUACCGGCAGCCAUCCAAGAUUCUUACCUGUAUCACCAUGGAUAAGCGUAGCAGCGAUAUAAACAGAGGUUGUCUCUACUGUCCGAGCCAUAUACGAAAGAAGAGUUUCUACCAUCCUCCUAUGGGAAACUCAGAGUUUGGUGAGGAUCAGGAGAAGGAUGAUGCCAAGUUCCCAUACGAAGAUUCGAGCUCAGAUUCGGCCGAUGCACUUUGACUUACAUGCUAGUAUGACACUCUUAAUCUCUGGAGGAAGAAUUAAACGACCUCCUCCAUACUAGUUUGAGUUUGGGAUAGAUAUGAAUCCAUGUCCUUUAGAGAAGUCUUGGGAUAUCCUUGAAAUUUGUGGAUCUACUAAUAGUGAUUUGAAUUUGGAAGAAAUUUUUGUUGUGAUUCAAAAAAAAGUAACACAAUAAUUAUCGGAUAAAAUGUUAUUCAUUAUACUACGAACUAAAUGUUAUUAUUUUUAAAACAUAUACAUAAUUAUACUCUAAAACAAAGUCCAAUUAAAUCCUAAAUUUCACAAUCUUUUCGUCUAAACCCUGAAAACUAAAUUCCCAAUUCCCCACUCUUCUUACAUUGACUAAGCUUGCAUCACGGAAUCUCCAAUGGCUGUAAAACCAGCUUGCUGCAGUUCCCUUCACCUUCAAGCACAAGGCCGCGGCAAAAGAGGACGAGAAAAUCUCUCAUGGGUUGAAGGAAAACGAGGCAACAGAGGAUGAAGAAACAGAAAGAUACAAACUUUACCAAAAAAAAAAACAUCACCUCGCUGACUGAGAUUCCGAGGGAAUGAAACUUGCCGGCGUAUUGACGUCUGGAAUUAGACGAAUUAUUGGUGACGACUGACGAAUACCAGCUCCUUCCCCUGCGAUUCCGUCUUUAAUUUUUUUUUAAACCUUUUCACAUCUAAUAAUCCAAAACGGUGAAAUCAAUAGCGAACGGAAUUGAGAAAAGAAAGAUACAGAGACCUUUGGGAGUGGAUCAGUUCGAGCGUUUCCGGGAUUGCCAUCGAUGAGCUUGUCGUCCUUUCAGAUCACGCCUGAGAAGCCAAGGACGAACGAGCAGAGGAGGCCAGAGAAUGGAGGAAAGACAGGGAAAAUUGAGAGGGAGAAUAAGAAAAAGAGACCCUCGCAAUCGAAGGGGAAAGCCUCGACGGAGUCGACGAUCUCCGAACCGCUCAUUUUUCCGCCGCUGAAGUUUUAUCAAUUUCCAUCGCAAUCGAAAGGAAAUGAGAAACAAAACCUUUUCCUUUCCGGUUGCUUUCCGGUUUUUGCUUUUUAGCAAUUUAUUUAUCAAUUUCUUUUUGAAAUAUGUCAGAAUAGAAGUAUGGGCUGGGU